AUGAGCAAAUCUUUGGCAUCGUUCCUCGAUCGCCGCAAAAAGAGCACGGUCAAGGCAGCUACGCUGCUGCUGCAGACCGAGGAGGCGGCCAAGCAGAAGCAGAAGGCCAAGGCCGGAAAGGAGGAGCCGCUGCCCGAGCAGCAGUCCGAUCAUGACGACGAAUGGAAGGUGUCGGAUGAUGAGGAAACCAAGGCGAUCCAGAAGCAGGCUACCUUCUCGGGGAGCCUCCUGAUGUCGGUGCGCACGGUCACCGGCGACGGGGCUGAGGAGCGGGGACCAAGAGCCGACGCUAAGCCCACGCAACACGUCUGGCAACCAAUAACUGAGCCGCCGGUCAAGGAGGAGCCGCAACCGGAAAAGGGCGCCAAGGUGUGGAUUCCCAAGUACAAGUCGGUGUCCUUCGUAGGCAAGGACGACAUUGACCUCGCCGAGGCCGCGCGCCUCGCAGCUGCGAAAUCGGAGCACCCGGCCGCCAGCAAGGUGAAGAAGGUCAAGCAGAAGCCGGCCCCCUUGCAGCCACAGGAUGACGACGAACCGGCACGCUACGUAAAGGUGAAGUUCAACGUCUUCUCUGUCGUCGACGAGGAGUACCACACCUUCAAAGCGCCGCACCCAACCUCGUCUGUGGACAGCGAAAAGGUCAAGGCCAAGUACAUCGCACGAGCGCCAUUUGCGCAGGCGGCCUGA
This is a messenger RNA of Babesia ovata, 687 nucleotides long. RefSeq lists its product as uncharacterized. The record is from RefSeq and is a predicted model, not a curated record. The coding region runs from base 1 to 687 and encodes 228 amino acids. The transcript has a single exon. Lineage: Eukaryota; Apicomplexa; Aconoidasida; Piroplasmida; Babesiidae.